Molecule: messenger RNA, 954 nt
Organism: Henningerozyma blattae CBS 6284
Lineage: Eukaryota; Fungi; Ascomycota; Saccharomycetes; Saccharomycetales; Saccharomycetaceae
Gene: DCD1
Product: deoxycytidine monophosphate deaminase
Exons: 1
Coding region: 1-954 (317 amino acids)
Molecular function (GO): zinc ion binding; hydrolase activity
Source: RefSeq, a predicted model, not a curated record
AUGUUAGUUGCUAUUAGUGGUACAAAGUACAGCUGUGUGGAGUUAGCUAUUAACAUCUUCGUAAAGAAGCAUAGGUUUGAGCUGAUAGAUGAUGAGAAAGAGCCCGAUAAUGUUAUAUUAGAUUACUGUACCAAAAAUUAUACUAGAAAUAUGGUAAUAAAAUGUGAUCGCUUGUCGUUGCUGGAAACAUUAAGUAAAAGGCCAUUUUUUGUCCAUUUAUCAAUUGACGCCUCAAUAAAUUUCAGGUUAGAAUAUCAGAAAAAAACCUGCACUAGAUUGAAUGAUUCUUUUGAUAUGGGGAUUUUCCUUCAAGCAUUAGAUGAUCAUGAUUUUCAGGCAGAUGCUAUUGAAUUAAGAGAAAGAUCUGAUUUUAAAUUUAAAAUUAUCAAUUCUGAUGUUAGUUCAAUCGAUAAAAGGCUAGAAGAAGCUAUUGCUGCAAAUGUAAAGAUUCUAGAAAAUAGUGCAUCAUUCAAUAAAAUAUCACCUCCAUUACGACCAGAUUGGGAUUCAUACUUUAUGAAAUUGGCAACACUUGCAGCUUCGAGAGCCAAUUGUAUGAAACGUAGAGUGGGAUGUGUCAUUGUAAGAGACUACAGAGUGAUCGCUACAGGUUAUAACGGUACACCACGUCAUUUAAAAAAUUGUUUUAACGGUGGAUGCCCUCGUUGUAAUGAUGGUAAUUCUAAAAAUUUAGAGACUUGCUUAUGCUUACAUGCUGAGGAGAAUGCUUUGUUAGAGGCUGGUAGAGAUCGUGUAGGCCCUAACGCAAUUUUAUAUUGUGAUACUUGCCCAUGCUUAACUUGCUCUGUUAAAAUUGUACAGAUUGGUAUCAAGGAGGUAGUUUAUAGUCAAAAUUAUAGUAUGGACGCUCAUAGUUUCAAAGUUUUAAAAGAAGGAGGUGUUCACAUUAGACAAUUUAGUUUCGCCAAAGAACCAAGAAUUGUGUUGAUAUAA